Molecule: messenger RNA, 268 nt
Organism: Closterium sp. Naga37s-1
Lineage: Eukaryota; Viridiplantae; Streptophyta; Zygnematophyceae; Desmidiales; Closteriaceae
Source: the annotation of a GenBank genome assembly
AAAGUUCCUAGCAAUCUUGUCGGGCUUCCUUCUUCCACUUCUCUUCACGCUCACAUCCCUCACUACCGUGAAAGUUCCCAGCAACCUUGUCGGGCUUCCUCCUUCCACUUUUAACGCUCACAUCCCUCACUACCGUGGCCUCGCACACACACUUCUUAUCUUUCGCGGCUUGCUAUUGUCUAUCGCCCUCGUCCUGCUUGUUGCUGCCCUUAGCCUCCUGCUGCUUCUCUCAUUCGCCCUCGCUCUUCUUGCUGCUGCUGCUAGCCUU